Sceloporus undulatus (fence lizard) is the source of this 2205-nucleotide messenger RNA. Its product is annotated as vomeronasal type-2 receptor 26-like. Gene Ontology annotation, biological process: G protein-coupled receptor signaling pathway. Gene Ontology annotation, molecular function: G protein-coupled receptor activity. The record is from RefSeq and is a predicted model, not a curated record. The coding region runs from base 1 to 2205 and encodes 734 amino acids. Gene Ontology annotation, cellular component: membrane. Lineage: Eukaryota; Metazoa; Chordata; Lepidosauria; Squamata; Phrynosomatidae. The transcript has 4 exons.
AUGACAAAGUACUACCAGCAUGUCCUGUCCUUGGUUUUUGCUGUAAAGGAGAUCAAUGAGAAUCCCAGCAUCUUACCAAAUGUCACCCUUGGAUUCCAUAUCUAUGACAGCUACAAUGAUGCUCAGAUGACGUAUCGUACCACUUUUGAACUCCUCUUCAAAUCAUAUAGCUUCGUUCUCAAUUAUGUCUGUCAAAGCCAUAAAAAACCAUUAGCCAUCAUUGGGGCGCUUGACUCUAAGACUACAUUCCGCAUGACAACCAUCUUAAGUAUCUACAAGAUUCCACAGCUCGCAUAUGGCUCAUUUUCCCUACUAAAGGCUGAGAUGGUGCAACUCCACUCCUUUUAUCACAUGGCACCCAACGCAGACCUUCAGGAUAAUGGGAUUAUUAGUUUGCUUAAGCACUUUGGGUGGACAUGGGUGGGGCUUUUUGUAAUGGAUGAUGACCGUGGAGGGGGAAAAAUGGAGGCAUUGCUUUCACAGAGCGGAAUAUGUUCAGAUUUCACAAUACAAAUUCCAAGCCAAAAACAUAUUGAUGACCGAAAUGGAUGGAAUAAUUUAAUCCAUAAGCUGUAUCAUAUAUUCAAGUUUUCAAAAUCCAGGAUUUUUGUCAUUUAUGGUAAAACUGGUGCCAUUCUUUGGGUGUAUGUUCAUAUUACUCAAGGAGCUCUUGCAGAUACAAACAGUGCAUUGAUUGGAAAGGUGUGGAUUACAAUUGCUGAGGCUGAUUUUAUUUUAGAAAGCAUUAACCGGCAUGACAAUUUGCAAAUGUUCAACGGGGCUCUUUCCUUCCAUAUUCAUUCAGCUGAGCCUCCAGAGUUCCAGACAUUUCUUCAGACCUUAAAACCUGGUUGGACAGCAGCAGAUGAUUUAUUCAAGGAAUUCUGGGAGCAAGCAUUUGACUGUUCCCUUCCAGAUCCCAGGAUUUCAUACAAAGUUUCUGGAACAUGCACAGGGGAGGAGAGGUUGGAGAGCCUCAUUCCACCUCUUUUUGAGAUGCGCAUGACUGGGUUAAGCUAUGGCAUUUAUAAUGCUGUCUAUGUUUUGGCACUUGCUGUACAGGCCUUGUACGCAUCUAGGCUGAAUCGCAGAGCAAUGAUUGAUGGUAACAAGAGUGAUCUUCAAUAUUUGCAGCCUUGGCAGAUCCCUCCUCUUUCAGUCUGCAGUAUCUCCUGCAUUCCUGGUUAUCAGAAGAGUAAGAGGGAAGGGGAUAAAUUUUGCUGCUAUGAUUGCAUUCCCUGUCCAGAAGGGAAGAUUUCCAACCAAACAGACAAAGGUGAGUGCUUCCAGUGCCCAGAUGAUCAAUAUCCAAGCAGGAACCAGGAUCAUUGUAUCCAUAAACGUAUAACCUUUCUCUCCUUUGAAGAAACAUUAGGGAAGAUUUUUACUUCAGUCGCCAUUUUCUUAGCACUGAUCACCGUUUUGGUUCUUGGAAUUUUUGUUCUACACAAUGACACUCUCAUAGUCAAAGCCAACAACAGGGAGAUCACUUACACUCUCCUUGUCUCCCUCUUGUUCUCCUUUCUCUCUUCUUUCCUGUUCCUUGGCCCGGCUGGGAAAUUCACAUGCCUUUUCCGACAACCAGUUUCUGCUAUCAGCUUCACUGUGGCUGUUUCUUCUGUGUUAGCCAAAACCUUCACUGUGAUUUUAGCUUUCAUGGCUACCAAGCCCAGUUCCAAGAUGAAAAAGUGGGUGAAGAAACGAGUGGCAAGCUCAAUUGUCGUAUCUUGCUCCUUCAUUCAAGUGGGCAUUUGUGCCAUCUGGAUUGGAACUUUCCCCCCAUUCCCAUUUUUAGACAUGAAAUCAGUUACUGAAGAAAUCAUUAUGCAAUGUAAUGAAGGCUCUUCCAUCAUGUUUUAUCUUGUCCUGGGCUACAUGGGAUUUCUGUCCAUCAUCAGCUUCACUGUGGCUUUCCUAGCCAGGAAAUUGCCAGACAUCUUUAAUGAAGCCAAGUUUAUCACAUUUAGCAUGUUGCUCUUUUGCAGUGUUUGGCUGUCCUUUGUUCCCACUUAUCUGAGUACAAAGGGGACAGGCAUGGUAGCUGUGCAGAUCUUCGCUAUCUUAGUCUCCAGUGCUGGGUUGCUCUGUUUUAUCUUUCCCUUCAAAUGUUACAUUAUUCUGCUCAAGCCAGAGCUGAACAGCAGGCAGCAGCUCACCAAGAGGAGAGUAAAGCAUCAAGCUGGUCAUUUAAAUGUCUUACAUUGA